ACCUUAAAUAACUUUGACUAAUUUUAAUUUUUAUCCUGCAGCUCCGUUUUGUUGGUAAAAAAACGCGUGAUUUGUAGAGACGGAAAUGGUUCCGCUUUAUGACCGACCGGACCACUUUCGGCGACGUACGGAACAUUCAAGCUGCAAAAAUCCAAACCACACAUUUUAACACAUUCGACUAUAAAUUAGCCAAGACAUGGGGGAGCAACCGGUGAGAGUCUUGGCGUGUGGGGACGUUGAAGGCAGGUUGAACGCUCUUUUCAAUCGAGUCCAAACCAUCCAGAAGAAAACGGGACAGUUUGAUCUGUUGUUGUGUGUCGGAGAGUUUUUCGGGACGACGCCGGAGGCUGAAGCGGAGUGGCAGCAGUACAGAACUGGAGCUAAGAAAGUUCCCAUCCACACCUACAUCCUGGGAGCAGCGAGCCAGGAGACGGUGAAGAACUUCCCCGGCGCUGACGGCUGCGAGCUCGCCGAAAACAUCACGUACCUGGGUCGGAGAGGCGUGUUCACGGGCGUGUCGGGACUACAGAUCGCCUACGUCAGCGGGCGGGAGGCCCUGCAGGAACCGGCCCCGGCUCACUGCUUCACGGCCAAAGAUCUGUCGGCCCUCGUGGCUCCGCUGACCAGCAGCUCCAAGUUCAGAGGGGUCGACAUCCUGCUGACGUCACAGUGGCCCCGAGGAGUGUGGCACUACGCUAACAACCCGGAAGUGAACACUAAGUUCUGUGGAAGCAGCUCCGUCGCCAACCUCGCCGACAAGCUGAAGCCACGGUACCACUUCGCGGCACUAGAGGGCGCUCACUAUGAGAGACUCCCAUACAGAAAUCAUGUUGUUCUCCAGGAAAAUGCUCAGCACGUCAGCCGCUUCAUCGCCCUGGCAACCGUCAACAACCCCGCCAAGAAGAAGUAUCUGUACGCCUUCAACAUAAUCCCCAUGAAGACCAUGGAUCCAUCGGAGCUGGUGAAGCAGCCGCAGGACGUGACAGAAAACCCCUACAGACGCUCCGCGAAAGACAAGACGGACACACUGAAGACGGGCUUCAGCACCACAGAGGAGGAGGAGGAGCAGCCCAGUCAGUUCUUCUUUGACCUGAGCAAGAAGCAGGGGGGGGGUCAUCGGGGCCGCGGCAGGAAGAGACACCCAGACGCAGACGGGCGAGGACGAGACCAGCAGCACGACGGAGACGGACAUCAUCAGGGACAACCCAAACAGCCGCGCAGACACCCUCAGCCCACUGGUCCCUGCUGGUUCUGCUUGGCGAGUCCUCAGGUGGAGAAACACCUGGUCAUCAGCAUAGGAACACAUUGUUACCUGGCUCUGGCUAAAGGCGGACUGACUCCGCACCACAUGCUGAUCCUGCCCAUCGGUCACUACCAGUCCGUGGUGGACCUGAGCUCCGAGGUGGUGGAGGAGAUGGAGAAGUACAAGUCGGCCCUGAAGAGCUUCUACAGGAGCAAAGGAGAGCGCUGUGUUCUGUUCGAGAGGAACUACAGGAGCCAACACCUGCAGCUCCAGGUCGUCCCGGUGCCGCUGGACCGCUGCGCCACAGGGGACAUCAAGGAGGCGUUCAUGGUCCAGGCUCAGGAGCAGCAGAUGGAGCUGAUGGAGGUUCCUGAACACACCGAGCUCAAACAGAUUGCCCCUCCAGGGACACCGUACUUCUACGUGGAGUUGGACUCGGGGGAGAAACUCUUCUACCGCAUCCAGAAACAUUUUCCUCUGCAGUUCGGACGGGAGGUUCUGGCGAGCGAGGCGGUGCUGAACAUCCCGACCCGAGCCGACUGGAAGGAGUGUAAACAGAGCAGGGAGGAGGAGGAGGAGAGCUGCAAACAGCUGAGAGACGACUUCCAGCCGUACGACUUCGCCUGGGACGACUGACACACACACACACACACACACACACACACACACACACACACACACACACACUGUUGCUGGUGUUAAAGGAAUAGUUCAACAUUUUUGGGAAACUCACUUUCUGACGGAUGUCUGUGGUAAAUCAGAGCCUUAGCAACUGCUUAGCUUAGCUUAGCAUAAACACUUGAAACAGGUGGAAACAGCUAGCCUAGCUCUGUCUGAAGGUAACAGAAUCCACCUACCAGCAAAUCUAAACCUCACCAAGUAGCAUGCUAUAUUCUGAGCUUUUGCAGGUGAAUUUCUUUUACCUUUGUGCUAGCUGUUUAUGCUAAGCUAACUCCAGAUCCAUAUUUACUACACAGGCAUGAGUGGUGUUGAUCUCCUCAUCUAACUCGGCAGAAAAACAGAAAAGAAAAAGAAAACAUGUUUCCAAAAAUGUUGCGCUGUUCCUUUAAAUUGGGUUUUGGGUUUUUAUACCAGUGUUUUUCUUUUUUUAUGAUGUUUCUCAGAUGUUUCUGGUGCAGUGACGGAGAGAACUGAGUUUUAUAAUAAGAUCAUGACGGCCUCUGUUUAAAGUUUAUAAUAUUUUGGAUUUUUCAGUUUUUGUUUAUCAAAGUGAAAUAAUGGAAGUUCAUGAGCGGCAGAUGAAGAACCCAGAACCUCACUGUUGAGAGUUUUUUAUUUUUUCAUGAUGAACAGUGAUCAUGAGUUUGUGACACAUAAAAGGACAGAAGGAGAAAGGUGCUGGAUAAACUCCUUCACAAUAAAAGUCAAAAUCCACAGGCCGAGGCUUUAAAACACUUUUCUAAAUACGACACUGUAAAAACAUUUUCUAUCGUUUCUAUGGAGCUUUUUUUUGGUUUUUGUUUUAACUUCAACUCUGUGGAAAAAUAGUUUUUAAAUGUUUUUCUUGUAUUUUGUAAAUGAACUAAAAUUAAACUCUUAUUUUGGG
Messenger RNA from Seriola aureovittata, 2810 nucleotides. It is a transcript of the gene cwf19l1, whose product is annotated as CWF19 like cell cycle control factor 1. Gene Ontology annotation, molecular function: RNA lariat debranching enzyme activator activity. Bases 197 to 1879 code for a protein of 560 amino acids. Lineage: Eukaryota; Metazoa; Chordata; Actinopteri; Carangiformes; Carangidae. The transcript is spliced from 14 exons. The record is from RefSeq and is a predicted model, not a curated record. Gene Ontology annotation, cellular component: post-mRNA release spliceosomal complex. Gene Ontology annotation, biological process: mRNA splicing, via spliceosome.